AUGCUGCAGUUGCCUCUCAGGCCUCUUGUGCCUCUUUCAGCACUUGCUCUGCUCGGCUGGUGUUGGUACACCUUUAGGAAGAAGAGGAACCUACGUGAGCGUGUUAGAGAAGAAUUGGUGGUCUCCUCUGCUGCUAGAAAACAAAGCAUAACAGAGAGCUUUUCAAUACAGGAAGCUGGUGCCAGUGGAAGUACACCGGCAGCACAGGAUAUGGAAACGUAUUUUCAGUCACAGGAUAAACAAGAGGAUGACCAAAAUCUUGACCAUAACUGCUCUCAGCCUAGCAGUACCAUGGAUGAAUCGUCUGUCCUGUCUGGGGCCUCACAAGCCACUAUUCUCACCUCCACGCCAAUAGUACAACUUCAAAAAGGAAUUCGCCUGGAACCAGAAGGGGAGGUAUCCGAAGCUCAGGCAUCUCUGCUUCUGGCCGAGAAGCCCGAAACGGAGACGAACAAAGAGGAUGACAACGUUAAAGGUCGCUCGAACAUUAAAGCGAUCAACACGGAGUCUUUUGCUCAGCAGCCCACUAGGAUUGUAUGCUCCAAAGAACAUGGAGUUGCUAACGUGUCUGAGAAGCAAAAUGAAAGAGGCCCAAGCCUGAGUGAGGUCGAUGGCCUGGUCGUCGAGGUUAUCAGUGGUGUUACAGAAGAGAUCACAGCAAUUGGUGGCAUUUUAAAAAGAAAAGGUCAUAUGGAACCAAGGGUAACUCCACAAAACUUUGAGGUGGAUAACAUGUUAGCAGUCACCAAGAAAGAUCUUGGAGCUCUUACUAAGGCUGUGGAGGAAACUGUCUCUCCAGCACAUAAGCUGAAUGACCCCCCUACAGCGUUCCCAGCAUGGGAGGAUUCAGGUUGUAGCACGUGGCAUUCACAGGAUGGGGUAGAAGUAGAGAUAGCUUCAGGCAACUCUCAGUCUGCAGAGAAAACAUCCUCCACAGUUUCAUUAUCUUCCGAAUCUCACCAAGCCAUAGCCCCCAAAAAUGGAAAACUCUCAAGACAAAAAGCAGAUGCCUCUAAAGAUUCUAAUGGAGUGCAGUGUGUGAACAUGGACAGCAGGGUCACCACUAGUCCAGCCACACAGUCCAGGAAUUCGCCUCAUACUCUGUGGAACAUAGAGGUGCCAGCAUACCACAUUUCUAAUUUUAGGCCGUUCCACUCAGGGUCUGAGGUGCAGGUGGAAAAAGCACUGGCGUUAAUUAGGAAAAAGUUUAAAGAUUUGGAUUUGAGUAACCGCCUGAGCAGCUCACAGCCUGCUGCAGUCCAUUCUCUACCCAUGACUUCCUGGCUGCCACUCCCUCAAGAUGGAACUGUGGAGGUCACUGUACCGCGGGUGGAGGCAGCAAAUUACCUGUUUGUUCAGCAGCACACACACCCCACCUAUUAUGGCCUAUGCAAUCUCACUGAACAGAUGCUGUUCUGCUACUGCCAUUCAGGAUGCCCCAGCCUGCCCACUCCUGUGGAAGCAGGAGUUUUGUGUGCUGCCCCAUCUCCGGAUGGUGCCUGGUGGAGAGCUCAAGUUAUUCAGCAUUACAAAGACUCCAAUCUCGUACAAAUCCGAUACGUGGACUACGGAGGCUACGUGACUGUUAACCUCUUUUCUCUGAAGCAGAUCAGAUCAGAUUUUGUGACAUUGCCUUUCCAAGCAUCUGAAGUUAUGUUAGAAAACAUCGCACCUUUGCCAGGAAAGGAGACGUUUUCAUUUGAAGCUAAAGAGACUCUUGAGGAAUUAACACAAGGGAUCCCUUUAAUCAUGAAGGUGACUGGCAGUCAGACUGGACUGCCCUUAGUGCACAUGUGGCGACAUAUGGGAGAAGAGAUGAUUUCAGUGAAUGGAUGGCUGGUGGAUCGUGGCCUUUGCUCGUGGUUGGACAGCCACUGAUGGUGAAGCUUUUACAUGUCCACGCUUUCUUUCUCUAGCCCUGCUAUGCGUGCACCAAGGCCUGUGUGAGCAAACAUGCAUUGGAUGUUUUUGUGGCAUAUGGAAACUUUGACUUCCUCAAGAAAAAUUAAAUAAAAAUAUGGAGAAAAAAAAAUCAGCAUAAAGUCAGGAAGAGCUUACGUGUAGGAUGUAGUACACAUUAGUAUAUUUCUGUAUAUGUAAACUAAGCUUUAAGAUUUAGUUUUUCUUUGUAUA
Hemibagrus wyckioides is the source of this 2133-nucleotide messenger RNA. It is a transcript of the gene akap1a, whose product is annotated as A kinase (PRKA) anchor protein 1a. The record is from RefSeq and is a predicted model, not a curated record. The transcript has 9 exons. Lineage: Eukaryota; Metazoa; Chordata; Actinopteri; Siluriformes; Bagridae. Bases 1 to 1878 code for a protein of 625 amino acids.